AUGGCAGAGGUUGAAAACCCGCUACUAACCAACAAAGGAUACUAUUUACCAAGGGGGUAUAGUUGUGAUCAAGUGGUAUCCCCACCAAAUAAUAAUGGAUCUUUAGGAAAUAAUAUAAAUAUAAAUAAUAAUAGUAUGAAUAAUAGUAUCAGUAAUAACAUCAAUAGCAUGAACAAUAUGAAUAAUAGUUUUUAUAAUACAAAUAAUAGUCAAAAUAUAUGUAAUAAUAUUCAAAAUUUUUCAAAUCAAAACAAUAAUUUUUUAUUUCCACAGCAAAAUAUAAACAAUAAUAAUAUAUAUUCAAGUAAUGAUAGCAUCAUACAUUAUAACUAUAAUAAUAAUAAUAACAAUAAUAAUGGGGUAUCUUAUAGCAAUAAUAAAAAAAGAAGUAUAGAUUUAGUUAAUGAAAAUAGCAACAGUAAUAAUAUAUUACAAAAGAAAAUGUAUAUAGAAAAUCAAAUUAAGCCAUCAAACAGUUGUAGCAAUAGUAAAAACCUAUCAGAACAAAACAAAAAUAUCGAUUUUAUAAAUCAUUGUAGCACUAAUAAUAGUAACAAUAUUAAUAAUAGUUCUUUUACAUCACAAGACUCUAAAGAAAUUUCAUAUUGUGAAGAGCCAUAUUUUUCAUCAUCAAACUCUUCUCCAUACGUUUUUUUUAAUUCCAGGGUUCAAAAAACUGUAACAAACCAACAGGUAGAUGAAAUUUCACUUUUAACUACUCCUUGUGGAAGUAGUAAUAGCACUUCACCAUCCUCAAUUAGAAAACCUACUUUACAACAACAACAACAACAACAACAACAACAACAACAACAACAAGUACAGCAACCAACCCAACAAAACCAACAACAAGUACAGCAAAUUAAUCAAAAGCAACAUCUAAUGCAACAAAGAAUUUUAUCUAGCCAACAACCUCAAUCUCAACAACAACCACUACAGCAAACACAGCAACAAUCUCUAAAUAAGUUAAAUAAUUAUAAUAUGAAUAAUAAUAUAAACAAUAGUAUGAAUUAUAGUAUGAACAAUAUGAAUAAUCAUUUAAAUAAUAAUAAUAAUAAUAAUAAUAAUAAUAAUAAUAAUAAUAAUAAUAAUAAUAAUAAUAAUAAUAAUAAUAAUAUGAAUUCAAUACAAAAAGGAAAAACUAUUCAACAGUCUAAUCAACAACAGCAAAAAAAAGUAAGCUCACCUCAAAUUUGUAAGAAUUCAAAACCAUCAAAUUCUUCAAACUUAACAGCAACAGGGAAUAUAGCAAACCCAACGAACACUGCCAUAACAAAUUUAAAACCAAGCAAUAUUGCACAAAACCAAUUUAUAUUGAUCAGCGAUAAUCUCAAUUUCUUUAAAACAAUUACCAAAGAUUUUGCAAACCAGUCCUCUGUUUUCCCUUUUGUACAUUAUAAAUCUGUUGCUUGUCCAACUUUUUCUAAAACCAGGCUACAUUACUCACUAUCACCAUUUUUACCCAUUGAAAAAGAAGUUAUUGCCAUUAUCAAUCAUAAUAACAAUAUAAAUAAUAACAUUAACGGAAUCAAUAAUAAUCAUAAUAUUGGAAAUAACUUUAUAGAUAUCAACUAUAACAAUCAAAACAAUGUUAAAAUAAAUGGCAAUAUUAGUCUGAAUAGUUUAAUAAUACAACAACAACUACAACAACCCAUGAACCCACAAAACAAUAUUAUAAACAAUAAUAUUAACAAUAACAAUAACAAUAAUAAUAAUAAUAAUAAUAAAAAAAAAAAGAGAUCCCAAGGCUAUUGCGAGUGUUGUAAUUCAGAGUUUGAAGUUUUAAAGUCUCAUCUAGAAAGUAAAGAACAUAGAGGAUUUGCUGAAAAAGAUAAAAACUAUAUAAAGAUAGAUCAAGUUAUUCAAAGUAUUUCGAAUGACUCUUUUUUUUCGAUUGAUAAAAUGUGGUGUUAA
This is a messenger RNA of Dictyostelium purpureum, 1911 nucleotides long. RefSeq lists its product as uncharacterized. Gene Ontology annotation, molecular function: nucleic acid binding; zinc ion binding. The transcript has 2 exons. The record is from RefSeq and is a predicted model, not a curated record. NCBI's taxonomy places the organism in Eukaryota, Evosea, Eumycetozoa, Dictyosteliales, Dictyosteliaceae. The coding region runs from base 1 to 1911 and encodes 636 amino acids.